Messenger RNA from Thermochaetoides thermophila DSM 1495, 1317 nucleotides. Its product is annotated as mitochondrial lipoic acid synthetase-like protein. NCBI's taxonomy places the organism in Eukaryota, Fungi, Ascomycota, Sordariomycetes, Sordariales, Chaetomiaceae. Gene Ontology annotation, cellular component: mitochondrion. Gene Ontology annotation, molecular function: 4 iron, 4 sulfur cluster binding; lipoate synthase activity. Bases 1 to 1317 code for a protein of 438 amino acids. Gene Ontology annotation, biological process: lipoate biosynthetic process. The transcript has 2 exons. The record is from RefSeq and is a predicted model, not a curated record.
AUGGCCUCGUCUGCGCCAAUUCAGAGGAUACAGGCGCCGCUGCGCCUCUGUGUCGCGCGCGUCGGUAUUCUAUCAUUCCGUGGCUAUGCAACUAUCCCAUCCGUGUCCGAUGUCCAGCAGCAGCAGCCAUCACCACCGGCCGAGGCAGCUUCACCUUCAGCGACGUCUACAAGCACUGAUGCCGCCUCCUCCUCGACCCCAAAGACACGUCCGACUUACUUUAAGGACAAGGUCAUUGCUCCCUUCUCCGACUUCCUCCCCUCCUCCAUCAGCGAAGCCGCCGCUACCUACACCCCGCGCACGGCAACCGUCGGCCCGGAAGGGCGCAAGCGCACCAUCACCCGUCUUCCCGACUGGCUGAAGACACCAAUCCCAUCCGCCGGCACCAACCCGUCUUUCGCUAAGAUCAAGUCCGACCUGCGCGGCCUGAACCUGCACACUGUCUGCGAGGAGGCCCGCUGCCCCAACAUUGGUGAGUGCUGGGGCGGCAGCAAAGACGGCCGCGCCGCCGCUACGGCAACCAUCAUGCUCAUGGGCGACACCUGCACCCGUGGCUGUCGCUUUUGCAGCGUCAAGACCAGCCGCAGGCCACCGCCGCUUGACCCCAAUGAGCCGGAGAACACUGCCGAAGCCCUCGCCCGCUGGGGCCUGGGAUACGUCGUGCUCACCAGCGUCGACCGCGAUGAUCUUGCGGAUGGCGGCGCACAUCACUUUGCCGAGACAAUUCGCCGGAUCAAAGCGAAGAAGCCCGGCAUGCUGGUUGAAGCGCUGACAGGCGAUUUCGCUGGUAACCUGGACAUGGUCAGGAUCGUGGCGGAGAGUGGGCUAGAUGUAUAUGCGCACAAUGUAGAGACAGUCGAGGGUUUGACACCGUAUGUGCGGGACCGGCGGGCAACGUUCCGGCAGAGUCUGAAGGUUCUGGAGCAUGCCAAGGCCGUUCGGGGGAAGGGCAGUCUCAUUACCAAGACGAGCCUCAUGCUUGGGUUGGGUGAGACGGAGGAAGAGAUAUGGGAGACGCUGCGCGAGCUGAGAAAGAUCGAUGUUGAUGUCGUUACUUUCGGCCAGUACAUGCAGCCGACCAAGAGGCAUCUCAAGGUCGAGCGCUACGUGACGCCGGCCGAGUUCGAGCUCUGGCGCCAACGUGCUCUCGACAUGGGUUUCCUGUACUGCGCUAGCGGACCCCUGGUCCGGUCGUCUUACAAGGCGGGCGAGGCGUUUAUCGAGAACGUGUUGCGCAGGCGGGCCGCGGAAAAGGCCGUCCCUCCUGAGACCCUUAGCCAGGCCGUUGCGGUCGAGGAUGCGAGCAAGUCUGCUUGA